This is a messenger RNA of Morus notabilis, 1051 nucleotides long. RefSeq names its product ribosomal protein S2, mitochondrial. Bases 113 to 805 code for a protein of 230 amino acids. Gene Ontology annotation, biological process: translation. Gene Ontology annotation, molecular function: structural constituent of ribosome. The record is from RefSeq and is a predicted model, not a curated record. NCBI's taxonomy places the organism in Eukaryota, Viridiplantae, Streptophyta, Magnoliopsida, Rosales, Moraceae. Gene Ontology annotation, cellular component: ribosome; mitochondrial small ribosomal subunit. The transcript has 2 exons.
UGCUCUCUGUGGGUUUGGGCAAGGCGCAGGCGUUUGAGUUUGGGUUGGGUUUGGGCGUUGAGCAUAAACAUCAGUUCUUCCAUCGCUUGGCCGUCGUCUUGUCUUCCCAAAAAUGGCGCCGCCGCUGCAGUCGCUGCUGAUACAGAAGCUGCUGAGCACAAACGCCCACAUCGGAAAACGAGUGGUGGCUCAUCACACGAAGCAUCUCACCAUCGGCAUUCGCAACAACGACAUCUCCAUCAUCGACUCCGACAAGACUCUCGUCUCUCUUCGCAGCGCCUCCUCCUUCAUCUCCUCCCUCGCUCGCCAGAAGGCCCGCUUCAUGUUCGUCAACACGAAUCCUCUCUUCGACGACAUCGUCGAUCUCAUGACGAAGAAGAUCGGCUGUUAUUCUCCCUCAAUCGCCUCCGUCUGGCGCACCGGCGGAUCCCUCACCAACAGCUGCAGCCCCAAGAAGUUCCGUUCUCGCAAUAAGCGUCUCUGCUUUGCUCCUCCUCAGCCUCCCGACUGUCUCAUCGUUUUCGACUCCGACGGGAAAUCCUCCGUCAUUCUCGAAGCCUCUCGUUUGGGGAUUCCCAUUGUUUCUCUUGUCGAUCCUUCCAUUCCUUUAGACUACUACGAAAAGAUCACGUAUCCAAUUCCCGCCAAUGAUUCUGUUCAGUUCGUUUAUCUUUUCUGCAAUCUCAUCACCAAGACUUUCCUUCUUGCCCAGAACAAGGGUAAGGAGGGAGGAGGAAAACUUGAAGAUGAGCCCGAAAACUACAAGGGUGGUGAUGACAACACUAAUGCUGCUGCUUCUUCUUGACGGCUGCUUGUUAGUUGUUUCUAUACCUAUUUAUUUGUUCCGUUCCGCUAAUAAAAGUAAGAAAAUCAAUUUUGUAUUACAGACAUUUGCUUUUGUUCUCUUUUUGCUUUUGCUCUCAUCGGUUAUUGGCGCCGAUUUCAACAACUAAGAUAGGUUGGCUUGUGAUUUUCAUAUUUGUUUUUGAAAAGUUAGUUUUUUAGGAACAAUCAUAUGGUUUUUGUCUAUGCAAUAUUUUACAAGAGUUUU